UCAUCAUGUACGCAUUAUUUGCUUUCGUAGUCGCCUGCUUAGCAGUAGCUGCUCACGGCUACCCAAAUAUUCAUAUUGUUGGUGGGGAAGAUGCUCCGGAAGGCAAAUAUCCGUAUCAAGUGUCAUUGAGAAGAUCAGGAUCUCACAGUUGUGGUGGAUCCAUCGUCAGCAGCCGCACUGUUCUUACUGCCGCUCAUUGUGUAGUAGAUUUAGUCGGUAAUUCCGCGGCUUUGAGACAGUUAACUAUCCAUGCCGGCACAAAUCGUUUAAGCGAAUCUGGUGUCGUUUAUACAGCGGUCGAAGCCAUCGCUCAUGAGGAUUUCGAUUCUUUUGAACUAGUCAAUGACGUUGGUUUACUUAUUCUAUCAACUACUAUAGAAUUUAAGCCAUUGGUACAACCUAUAGUACUUGCAACAAGUGACAACGCUCCCGCUGGUCAUACCUGCACCUUAACUGGAUGGGGAAGAACUUCGGUUGGUGGCUUAGUUCCUAAUAACUUACAACAAAUCGAGUUGCUUGUUCACGAUCAAGCUAAAUGCAAAGAAGCCCACUCGAAUGUACGGCCAACUCAUAUUUGUACGCUAACAAAAGCAGGCGAAGGCGCGUGCCAUGGUGAUUCCGGUAGUGCUCUUGUUGCUGAUGGUGUUCAGAUCGGUAUUGUCUCUUUCGGCAUACCAUGCGCUCAAGGAGCUCCCGAUGUAUAUACUAGAGUAUCCGCUUUCCAAGAUUGGUUAAAACAACAUGUUCCUAUGAAUGCAUCUUUGCUUCAGUCAUUAUCAAUAAAUCUACAAUCAAAGAUGCAUACACUCGUUUGUCUUUUAUUUGUCGCUUUGACAUACGCCGUACAAGUACAAGGGGGUUUAUCUCCUCGUAUCGUCGGGGGCAGGGAUGCUCCUGUUGGCAAAUAUCCAUAUCAAAUAUCAUUCAGAUAUCUUGACUUACACGUGUGCGGUGGUUCUCUCAUAAAUUGUAAGAACGUUCUCAUCGCAGCACAUUGUGUUGAAGGGGCAGAAAAUCAAUUACAAUAUUUAUCGGUGCACGCCGGCACAAAUUAUUUGAACCAAACAGGAUAUUCUUAUAAAGUAGCGAAUAUUACUAUUAAUGAAAAUUGGGAUAGAGCACAGCUUAUUAAUGACAUCGCUCUAAUUCAUCUUGCAACUUGCAUCAAAUACAACGCAGUAGUGCAGCCGAUAAAGCUUGCGACAAGUGAUACAGGUCUUGAAAACAAACCUUGUACAUUAUCCGGAUGGGGAACUACUAGGUUGGGUGGCAAUGUUCCGAAUAGUUUGCAAGAAAUUGAUUUACUAAUUUAUCCUCAACAACAAUGUAAGGCAGCACACCCAGGAAUAUUAAAUAGCCAUAUUUGCACUUUGACUAGAGCAGGACAAGGAGCGUGCCAUGGUGAUUCCGGUAGUCCUUUAGUGGUUAAUGGAACUCAAGUUGGAAUUGUUUCUUAUGGUCGACCAUGCGCGAUUGGAUAUCCAGAUGUAUACACAAGGGUGUCCAGUUUUUUGUCUUGGAUUAUACAGAAUAUAAAAUAGGAUUUAUUGUAUUUGUUUAUUAAAAUGUCAAUCUAUUUAUAUAUGAGUCAUAAUUUAGUUUUAAAAUAUGGUUUAUAUAAAUUUAUUUCUGAAUAAGAAAUGUACUACAUUUUCUUGUCAAUCAAAUAAACUGUUACAAAUAUAA
Molecule: messenger RNA, 1686 nt
Organism: Nylanderia fulva
Lineage: Eukaryota; Metazoa; Arthropoda; Insecta; Hymenoptera; Formicidae
Product: chymotrypsin-1-like
Biological process (GO): proteolysis
Molecular function (GO): serine-type endopeptidase activity
Source: RefSeq, a predicted model, not a curated record